Messenger RNA from Lachancea nothofagi CBS 11611, 4098 nucleotides. The record is from the annotation of a GenBank genome assembly. Lineage: Eukaryota; Fungi; Ascomycota; Saccharomycetes; Saccharomycetales; Saccharomycetaceae.
AUGGAUAAAGAACGCAGUGAUCUAUGGAGAAAACCACAUCAUUACGAUAACAGAUCAUUUUCUGUUGACGAUGCCAUCAACCGCGGAGGUCUCGCAACUGACGAGAAAUCAGAACCAAUUAAUGAUCCCGUUGCAUUAGGAUUGCAACUAGCCGGCGUCGGUUUGGUUACAAAGCCAAAGAGACCACACACAGGGCCAUACGUCUCGAAAGCUAGAAAUUUUUCCACGAACGACAUCAAAAGAGCGGACACGCAAAAGUUGAAAUCCGUGAAAGAAGCAUUCAAUGCAGUCGAGAAAUUUGAUUCUAACGUUCAGCCGAGUGAUGUAGCCGUUGAGAACAGCUUCAGAGAACUGAUGGAAAGCCGGGCAUUCUUUUGGGGGAGUGCUCGAUCUGGAUUGGAAAAUUUAAGCUAUAAACGCAAAUGGCAGCUUGUUUGUAAGGAACGACUCAUGCGUGGAGGUGAUUUGCAAGGCCAGAAAAUAAAAAGUGCUGCUACUCGUGAAUCAGAUGAAGCUCUAUUCGACGCCUUGAAGUCAAGAUUGAGCUCUAAUGAGAACAUCGCCAACAAUCUGUAUCAAGUAGAAAAGCUACUACGAAGAUCCGAUAUCUGUCAGUGGUUUCUACAACUCGGCGGAUCGACUCAAUUGGCAGAAGCCUCUGAUCUACUGCAACCGGAUGAUACUUACGUGUAUCUACGAUGCUUCAAAACUUUGAUGAAUCACGAAAAUGGAAGGCUAGCAAUAGUAGCAAACCCUAAAAUUAUUGAGUAUCUAUGCUCGACGUUAAUUGAAGAGAAUAGACAUUUAAGGGUUAACCUCCUAAGCACAGAGCUCUUGCUAUUACUUACUUACGUCGAAAAUCGUGGUGGCCGUGACACAGUGGUUCAACACCUGGAUUCUCGUUACUCACAAUGGUUUGAUACUAUCGAAUCCAUACUAGAAAACAAUAACAAAGAAGAAGUUAGAACGAGAGUUUUGUCAACAUUCAAACCACAGCAAUUGCUUAUGGACUAUUGCUUGACUUCUAUGUUUCUCAUCAACUCAAUUUUACAAGUAACGUCCUCGGUCAAAGAAAAGCUCUGGUUUAUCAAAACCCUUCAAGAGUCAAAAGUGCACCGGCUUUUUCAUCUCAUGGCUAAACUAGAAUACCAAGAUUUGGAUGACGAAAUUGAAAAAUACAGAUCUACUGAGGAAAGUGUGAUUGAAGAGACAAGCCCGGAACUACCGCAAUUUGUUGACAUCUCAUAUGGACAGCAUUUAAAUGCUGUGGUACAGCGAACACAUCAUAAUCCACUAGAACAUCCAAUGCACCAAAUAUUCGAGUUUUUAUCGCAGACACUUACCACACGAACUAUGUCAGAUAGUUUGAAAGUUCUGACACUAUUUCGCUCAAUUUUGAGCUACUUAAAAGAUUAUACUUAUGGCGAGGAGAAUAUUAACAUAGAAUCCAUCAUUAGCUUGUCACUGAACCAAUUAGUGGAUAAUCUUCAGUCAGACGAAAUUGCUCAAAGAGCUCUGGACGAGCUUGCGAACUCGCAGAGAACCCUCGAAGACCUUGAACUAGAAGUAGAGCUUUUGCGCAAGGACAGAAGUAAGACAAAAGGAACUGUCCUUCUGGAACUACAAGAGACUAAACGACAAUUAGCUGACAAAGAAGCCAUCAUAGAGUCUCUUCAAAAGGAUUUAGAUAUCAGCAACCAACAAAGAAAACAUUAUAAAAAGGAAUUCGAUCGAGCUGUGACGCACAAGACUGAUGCGCUUCCUUUGAGAGCGACCACUAUAUCCGCGUUUGAUCAUUUAAAAUCUCGGCCCAAUAAAGAGGGCGCACGAAAACUCACGCGCAACAGCUCUCUUUCUAAAAGCAGUCGGUUCACAUCUCUUUCUAAUUUCGUGAAUCCUCGCGAAGAAGAACGGCUUGUUCCUAAACUAGCCAGCGGAAAACCAUUCAUUGGUCUUCCUAAUCACACCCCUUUUAAUAAUUCUGACGAUGAAGGGCACACUGAAGGGAAGAGGCAUAUCAGUGAUUUGCACUUAUCGUCAAUAUGUGAUCAUAGUAAUGCAACAGGAGCCCGAAGUAAUUUGCCGCUCGAAAACACUGCCUCUGUCGUAUACGGGGUGGAAAGAUCAACUGGCAAAGACACCUGCCGAACGGGAGUCUUAACCGAUGACCUAAAAAUUGUUGAUGGGAUUCAAAGCUCUAAAACGGCACCAGAAGUCGUGGCCCAAGCUAGUGGCCCGGUCCCGUCUUCAAUAUCGCAUUUAUCCUCUGAUGAUGGCAAAUGCUAUCCACCUGGUGUACCUUCAUCUUCUAUACCUCCACCACCGCCUCCACCUUUACCUUCUAAUCUACAGGUAUUUGGACAAAAUGUUUCACCCUCGCACAUAAUCCCGCCGCCACCACCACCUCCACCGUCCUUUCUAAUCUCAGAGGCUCAAACACACUUGCAAAGUUUACCUCUUCGUCCAGAGGCCUCCAUUGCUGGUUUGGGUAAGCCACCGCCUGCUCCUACACUUCCCGAUUUUCUUAGCGGUAAUGAUAGUUCUGUUAAGUCUUGGAAUUUAAGGAAUUCACAAGUUCAAAGCGGCUCUGGGCCUCUUCCUCCUUAUCCUCCUCCGCCACCCCCAUUCAGUUUUUCGAUACCAACGAAGACGGUGUCGUCUCUAAGGCCGCCCAAUUCUUCCUCAGAACAAGUGCGAAUGAAGCAAAUCCACUGGGAGAAAAUUGAAGACGUGGCAGAUACCAUUUGGAAUCAAGAAACAGAAAGACAAGAUGUUGCUCAGCAUUUGAAAAAAACAGGAAUUCUAGAAGAGAUCAGUGAGUUAUUCCAAAUCAAACAGGCAAAUAAUUUGAAAAUAAAGUCUGGCAAUGUUGGGGACAAGGGCAAAGUAUCAAUACUUCCUCGAGAUCUGGCUCAGCAAUUUGGAAUUAAUUUGCAUAUGUUUUCAAGUCUAUCUGUCGAUGACUUUGUGAUAAAAGUGUUACAUUGCGAUCGUGAUGUUGUGCGGAAUCAAAGCGUGCUAGAAUUCUUCGCCAGAGAAGAUUUGGGCAACAUACCCCAAAGCCUUGCCUCGAAGUUUGCACCAUACUCCACAAGUCCCCCUAGUGAGGAAAAACCAGCUGCCGACAGCAGCAAGCUGGAACGCGCGGACCGCAUCUUUUUGGAACUAUGUUACAAUCUGAAAGGUUACUGGAGCGCUCGCUCGGCUUGUCUUUUAACACUGGCAGUUUACGAAAAAGACUAUUUUGACAUCAUGUACAAGUUGCAACGUAUUGACGAUGCUGUCAACACUGUCAGAACGUCCGCGAGGCUGAAGGAUGCCCUAAUAGUGAUUGUCGAGAUAGGGAACUACAUGAACCGCAAACGGGCUUCGGGGAUAAAGUUGAGCUCUUUACAAAAGCUGUCCUUCGUCAAAUCUAGUGCGGACCGUCAUAUGUCUUUUUUACAUGUUGUUGAGAGGUUUUUGAGAUUGAAAUGUAAGACGACAUAUGCAUUUAUCGGCGAUUUGUCGAAAGUGGUUGACCUUGGAAACUUAGUAGUGGGUCAAGUUGAACAAGACUGCCAAGAGUAUAUCAAAAGGAUAACGGCCGUAAAGCAAUCGCUCGAACUGGGCCGUCUCUCGAAUGAUAAACUCUUUCAUCCGGAGGAUCGACUCUUGGUCAAAAUGGGCUCAAAAAUAGCCGCUGCAACACGCAAGGCCAAUCUGCUGCGCAACCAGUGUGCGCUUACGAUGCGGGCACUCGAAAACCUAAUGAAACUCUACGGAGAAGACGCCAGAAACGCAGACUCCAAAAACGAGUUUUUUCACCAUUUUAUCCAGUUCGUCUUGCAGUUCAAAAAAGCCGCUAAGGAAAACCAAGAGAAGGAGGACGUGGAACGCAUCUACAAGCAGCGCAAGGACUUUCUACGAAAUAAGUCAACCGGCCCGUCUAGUCGCUCUAGCGAUUCUGCGAGCGAGGAUGAGGCAGACACUGUAGACGUGUUAAUCAAAAGACUACGGGACGUGAACAAACUUGAGAAACCCUCCUUAAAGCGCAAGACCGACGACCAGCUACUCACAAGAACUCAACACAUGCUCAACAGCAUCCAGAAAAUUUAA